Molecule: messenger RNA, 1411 nt
Organism: Rhopilema esculentum
Lineage: Eukaryota; Metazoa; Cnidaria; Scyphozoa; Rhizostomeae; Rhizostomatidae
Source: RefSeq, a predicted model, not a curated record
CAAUUCAUUGGUUUCAUCGCUUUCAUGUGGGUUGACAAAAUACAUUCCGAUACGGACGAUUAUUGUCGCUUGUUUAAAUUGAAAGACUUUCGAUCUCCCUUUAGACUGGCUGCAUUCUACUGUUCAUUUUCAAGCUAAGAAAUGGAUCAUUCUGAGGUAAUCCUGACUCUAACACAAGCAGAUGCUUUAAAUAAAGUGUUCAAGUUUGCUGAUGUAGAGGAAACAGGUCAAGUAGAUGUUGCUACUAUUGCAACACUAGCUGUCCAGUUAAUGGGAACUGACUUUAAUGAGUCAGAGAAAGAGCUGGUGAACAAGAAAGCUGAAGUAAAAGCUGAAAAAGGUAUGCUUUCCUAUGCAAAUUUCCUCGAAAUAAUGCAACAAACUAUGGCAACAACGACUCACUGGGGUGCGAAAUUGAAAACUCCGGUGGAUUCUUCAGUUGGAUUUGAUUCUAUUCAAGAGCAGUUACGAUUAAAAGCACUUAAACGAGGAUUUGAAUUCAACAUUAUGGUAGUAGGAUCAUCUGGGCUUGGAAAAUCAACUCUGAUAAAUACCUUAUUCAAAACAAAAGCAAGUAGAUCUACUUGCACUGAAAAUUUUAAUGGCAUUCCAAAAACAGUGCAAAUAAAAACAGUGACCCAUGUCUUGGAGGAAAAGGGUGUAAAUUUGAAGCUAACAGUCACAGAUACUCCUGGUUUUGGUGAUCAAAUAAACAAUGCUAACUGCUGGGAGCCAGUUGUUGGCUACAUCAACGAACAGUAUGACAAGUAUCUCAAGGAAGAACUUAGUAUCAAUCGACGAACGAGGAUUCCAGACAACAGAGUGCACUGCUGCUUGUAUUUCAUUGCACCAACUGGUCAUAGGUUGAAACCACUUGAUAUAUCAGUCAUGAAGCAGUUAGAUAAAUGUGUUAAUGUUAUUCCUGUCAUCUCAAAAGCGGAUACGCUGACCUUGGAAGAAAGGGAAGCGUUCAAAAAGCGAAUUCGUGAGGAUAUCCAUUUUAACAACGUCACAAUAUACCCAGUUGUCCACAAUGAUCUAACCGAUGAUGAAAUGAAAGUCAACAACAAAAUCAAGGACCAAAUUCCAUUUGCCGUUGUUGGAAGUGACAAGUAUGUAAAUGUUGGAGGAAAAAAUGUCCUCGGUCGAAAAACACGAUGGGGAGUCGUUGAAGUUGAAAAUAGAAUGCACUGCGAAUUUUCGAUGCUUCGAGACAUGCUUAUCAAGACUCACAUGCAAGACAUGAUUGAAGUGACUGCCUCCAUUCAUUUUGAAAAUUACAGACGAGCAAAGCUUACAGAAAUGCAUAACAAAUCGAUAAAGUAACCUUGGAAAUCAUAGAAAAACUAACAGAAUUUUUAACCAACUGGAAAUUCUAUGUGUAUAUGGACGUAUCGUUUUCAUAGAUUCA